AUGUACCACCUGGUCGCAGUAUUCAUCGCGGCGCUCUGUGCAACCGGAGUGCUUUGUUCCGCUCUGCCCAAUGUCGAGGUCGCGCCCGUGAAUACGAGUGCCGCCAUAUUGCCACGUUCACUGAGCAUAAGCGCCUUCAACAUCAAGGUUUUCGGCCGCUCGAAGAUGAGCGACCCGGUCAAAGCGGCGCAAAUUAGAGAUAUUGUUAAACGGUACGACGUGAUUUUAAUCCAAGAAAUCCGCGACAUAACUGGAGAGGCUCUGCAGCAACUGUGGGACAUGGUGGGAAGAUCUCAGUUCGGGAUGGUUUGCAGUGAAAGACUCGGCCGCACGACUUACAAGGAAGAAUACGCCUACUUCUUCCGGCUGUCGGCAGUGCAGAUGGUCGGCGUCCACCAGUAUGACGACGGGCCGGACGAUUAUACCGACGCCUUCGAGAGGGAGCCGUUCUCUGUCAGGAUAAGACCUGUGGGAGGGUCCUACGAUAUUACUUUGGUCGGCAUUCAUGUUAAACCAACAGACGCCGUUAAAGAGAUUGACGCAUUGAUUGACGUAUAUGAUGACGUAAUCAGAACGUGGCCAACAGUAACGGACGUCAUCAUACUUGGUGAUCUGAACGCCGACUGCAGCUACGCCUCAGAGUCAGAUCUCCUACGCAUGCCCAUAUAUAAUCAGAACCUGUUCUAUUGGCCGAUAGGCUUUGACGCCGACACGACCGUUUCUAGCACGCACUGUGCCUAUGACCGUUUCAUUCUGUCGGGACCCAAUGUGAGGUCAGCCCUGAUUCCGGGGAGCGCCGGUGUCUUCAUGUACGACAAGUAUUUCGGCAUGUCUUACACUGAGACUCUAUACCAUAGCAGGCGCAUACGGGAUGGAGGUCAGCACGGAGAAGUAGAAGAUCAUGGUAACCAGCACGACCAACAGCAGUGCAGCCAUCAUAAUACACGGCGAGAAGCUAGAAAAAGUGACAAGCUUCAAGUAGCAACCCUGUUCAAGGAUGGUACCAGUACCGCUAUGGUCCGAAUUAGAAUUGUCAUGGCGACCGCAGCGAUGGCCAGGCUGAACAGGUUGUGGACAAGUAGUUCUAUCAACUUUCCCUCCAAGUACAGGCUCUACAAGUCCUUCGAAGUCUCCAUCCUACUGUCCUGCAGCGAGACCUGGACGCUUCACGCGGACACAGAACGCCGGAUACCGGCCUUUGAACACAAAUGUAUCUGUCGUCUCUGUUCGGCUUGA
Dreissena polymorpha is the source of this 1236-nucleotide messenger RNA. RefSeq names its product deoxyribonuclease-1-like. Lineage: Eukaryota; Metazoa; Mollusca; Bivalvia; Myida; Dreissenidae. The record is from RefSeq and is a predicted model, not a curated record. Gene Ontology annotation, molecular function: DNA nuclease activity. The coding region runs from base 1 to 1236 and encodes 411 amino acids. Gene Ontology annotation, biological process: DNA catabolic process. The transcript is spliced from 8 exons. Gene Ontology annotation, cellular component: nucleus.